Molecule: messenger RNA, 3192 nt
Organism: Symbiodinium sp. CCMP2592
Lineage: Eukaryota; Dinophyceae; Suessiales; Symbiodiniaceae
Source: the annotation of a GenBank genome assembly
AUGAAUCCCAAUGAUGUUCCCGUGUCAGACUCUCCCUUGCAGUCUCCUCCAGCGGGCUCUGAAGCCGCGCCGUCCAGUGGUUUUGGCAUGCCUCAGAUGCCUUUUGGACCUCAGCCCCAGCCUGUAACAUCCCAAGCUCCUGCGAGUGUCGAUCUUCAGGUCUUAAGCCAAGUGGUUGCACAGCUUGCGUCAGUUGUUGGCCAGCAAGCGCAGACAAGUGCUGCUGCCCCAGGGCCUCGAGAGGCCAGUGGUAGCUUUGAGGGUAAUUACACUUUGGCAAAUAAAGUCUUGAAGUGUCCUGAGGGUUUUGGAUCAGAUGAUUUUGAGAAGGAUUGUGGGCUUUGGUUCUCUUGGAGCAUGUCAUUUCGCAACUGGCUCGAGUUCGCAGAGCCUGUGUUCGAGAGUGAACUGCGUGAAGUCGAGCAGCGCUUGGACGAGCAAACGUCCAUCACAGGGAUGCCCGAGGCAUGUGCGCUGCGUGGCAAGCGCCUCUGGACAAUCCUGAGCACUUUGCUCAAAGGUCGUGUGCUUGGAAUCCUUCGGAGUGUGACAGAUCGUAAUGGCUAUGAAGUUUGGAGGUUGUUGGUCACGACAUACCCUCCUAAGACUCGCAGCCGUUCGUUGGCCAUGUUGUCAGCGAUUAUGCAGCAGGGCCGAUUUACCAUCAAGGGCCAGACUUUGCUUGAACAAAUCACUGCUUUUGAGCGUCUUGUGCAUGCUUACGAAGAUGCGUCCAACUCCAAGGUUCCCGACGACAUUUUGUUGUCGACACUUGUCCGAUGCUGCCCCAAUUACUUGACCCAACAUGUGCAUUUACGCAUGACCCCUACCACCACUUAUCAGGAGGUGCGUGCCAUGAUGAUAUCGUACGAAGUGUCUACCACUCGGUGGACUCCGACCAAGGUCGCCGCUGAUCUGGGAAUCCCUUCUAGCAGUGCUGCACCCAUGGAUGUGGAUGAUGGUAACGCAAAGGGUGCCAAUCAGGCUGCUUCGAAGAAAGAUGUGGUUUGUCACUACUGUUGGAAGAAGGGCCAUUACAAGAGUGAGUGCCGGAAGCUUCAGGCUGACCAGAACGCCGGCAAUGUUCGUCAGGUUGAGGGUGCUGAAGCCACCGCAUCCAACGACAACUCCAAGGCCACUUCAUCCACUGACAACAGCAGUGCCAAUGCCAGCGCGCGGCCCAAUGCUACUGUGCGCCGCAUUGCUUUUGAUCUUACCGCUCCUGAUUGUGCUGUGCCCUCUGCCGCUAGCCAUGCUGUCAUUCGCAAGAUUUCUACAUGUUCCAGUCCUGAGUGGUUCGACAUGACUUGUGGAGAUCAUGUGGAUGAUGUGGUGACGGCCCCUGAGCCGCUGCAUUUCGACCUCACCUACAGUGACGAGGAUGGUGAGUGGACCAGGGCUUUCAACUGCACGGCCUGUGCUGAGGCCCCCCUGCCGAGUGUCCGAGCUGUUUGCCACGAGCGUGAGCUUGACAUCUGUGUCGAUUCUUGUGCUGACGAAAGCUGCAUUCCUUACAACAUGAGUGAGAUUGGCUUCCCCGGUGGAGCCAGCCGCACCCUUCAGGAUGCUCAGGGUCACCCGAUGACCACCCGCGGUACAAGGUUGGCUGUCCUUGACAGCGGCACUGCCAGCUUUCGCGAGUCGUGGGUGAUUAGCCCCGUGGGUCAGCCGAUUUUUGCUGUUGGCAAAUUGCUGCGCCGAGGCUGGCGUAUCGUUGACGUGCAGCUGAUGUCGCCCGACGGCGAUGCGUGUGUGCCCCUGCACUUUGAACAGAACAGCUUGAUGUGCCGAGGGGUUAUUCGGGUGGUGUCUUCUUCGGAUGUUGAGGUGACUGUUAGUCCCUUCAUGCUGCGAUGCCUUGAUACUUGUGACUAUAUGUCUGAGGUCACUCCGGGUGUGUUUGGGCUUCGGUUGCUUACUUCACGAUUUCCCGACAUCACAAUGCUUGAGCCGUACGAAGGGCUGUGCUACCGGACCACCAUUGUGCGGAAGUCCGAGACUGAACCAUGGCAUCUGCUUGAGUUGUCUGAGCCUCUUGAGCUGCUUGAACAAGGCAAGCUUGAUCGUGUGAUCGAUGCGACGCGACCCAAUCAUCCCUUCGACUGUGUGGUCUUUGGGCACCGAACUGUUCUCACUCCUGGUGAGCUUGGCUUUGAGUACGCUGCACCCCCAGCUGGUUCAGAGGCACCCGUGCCCGCUCCAGCUGGUGUUCCACCAGGCCUUGCUGAUCCAGCCGGUGUUCCACCAGGCCAUGCUGAGGAUGUUGCACCAAACCUUGAUGCAGGUGAGGUGCCCGGUGUUGAGGUUGGAGAUGUUGCGGAUGCGGCACUUGCCGGUCCCCGGGAUGAUGGCCAGGCUGAGGCUGUGAUGCAAGAUGCCAUUCAUGAUCGUGAUGGUGAGUUGCCCGAGUCAAUCACCAUUGAUGAUGUUGUUUUGACGGCUGAAACAAACUUGCGGACGUUGCGAGCCGCCUGCCAAAACUUGCAAGUUGGAAAGUCUGGAAGCCGUGCCACGGUUUUCAAGCGUCUUGUUGAACGCCUUCGGCAGAUGAAAGUUGCUGCGAGUGCUGCGGUUCAUGCUGAGUCAAUUCCUGAGGUGAUUGUCCCAAGUCAGCCGGCUGAGCCGACUCCCGAGGUUCGCCGGCAGCAUGAAGCCACUCACUUGCCCUACGCUCCGUGGUGCGAAGUGUGUGUCGCACACAAGGCCAGAGACAAUGCGCAUCAUCCGACAGACCCUGCUGAGCGAAUCCCAACUAUCAGCUUUGACUUUGGCUUCUCAAGCCGUGAUGACGAUGGACGGCAAAAGCUGUGCUGUUUGUUCCUCCAUGACUCCGUCACCGGAUGGAGGGAAGCAAUAGCUGUUCCAGGAAAGAGUGGAGUCCAUGGCGGCCUGCACGUGCAAGCAUACUUGACCGCCGAAGUCUGCCGGCUGCUAUCUUUUCUUGGAUAUCGCAAUGUGCGGCUGCGCUCUGAUCCUGAACAGACUUGUCUUAGUCUUCAGCAAGAGAUUGCCAAGGUCCGUCAGCGUGUCGGUCUGCGUACCGUCACCGGCCAAGUAGCUGAGGAAGAUCAUGCCGCGAAUGGCGGGGCCGAGUCCACGGUCCAUGCGAGGCCGACGGGGCCAAGGCUGCUGAAAGUGAAGGCGGAGGAGGAGAAGGCAGAUGGCUGUCCUGGGAUUGGUGCGCUGCUCUGA